AUGAGCAACAACAACCCAACAGGAAUCAACGGCCAUGGCGUCAAGAAUUCUCCAACGUUGUACAAGUUGUCGCAAAAAUUCAAUGUACCAAGUGUUCGGCGGCUGCCCCCCGCUGAUAUCACUACACAAGCAGUUCUGGAAAAUGUCGCAAACGAUCCUUCACAAGGACGUGGGGUCAGGACCAUUGGCACCCUUCUUAGCAAUAAAGGGAUGCCUCUUCCACGAAUUGAAGUGUUCAAUGGAUUUAGGGACUUCAUUCGAAAUGUGCUGGCUAAUUAUGCACCCGAGGGCCUUCUUCGUCGCUUUCCUGGUGCCAAUAGAAUUCGUCGAUCUACCCUUUCAGCACUCGGACCUAAUCACCAGCACCACGCCGAUGGUCACAAUAAAUUGAAUGCUCAAGGCCUCGAUAUGGGUGGUGUAGGCUUGGGUAUCUACAGGAUCAAGGACCAAUGGUCCUCAUAUGUUCUUCACCUCAUUGUUGUCCCAAACAAUCGACUUGCUACUACAGUUGGGCACAUCCACCUUGAUUGUGUUGAAAACAUUCUCACUGUUCCCAUCACCCUCGUUACGGAUAAAGGUAGCGAGACUGGAGUGUUAUACGCUAAUCAAACAGGAUUACGUGUAAUGUAUGCCCCAGACCUUGACGAAAAUGAAUUCCCACCAGUAUUACAAAUGAGAAGUGUACACAACACGCCAAUCGAGGGACUGUGGCAUUGGUUUCGGCAAACAUUCGGCCAAAACAUCAAGGAUACUAUUCGCAGUGUAUUCCAAUGCGGAAUAGUGUUUGAAAGUCCGGUUCGGUCCGGUUUUUUGAUGCCCAGGGGCGUUAACCGUAACCGUAACCGGUCUGCCUUUUCCCCAGAAGUCAAAAGACCAGACCGGACCGCAAAAAGACCGCAGACCGCGGUUUUUUGCGGUCUAUAG
This is a messenger RNA of Laccaria bicolor S238N-H82, 924 nucleotides long. RefSeq lists its product as uncharacterized. The coding region runs from base 1 to 924 and encodes 307 amino acids. NCBI's taxonomy places the organism in Eukaryota, Fungi, Basidiomycota, Agaricomycetes, Agaricales, Hydnangiaceae. The record is from RefSeq and is a predicted model, not a curated record. The transcript is spliced from 5 exons.